Messenger RNA from Ostrinia furnacalis (Asian corn borer), 2343 nucleotides. RefSeq names its product Exonuclease tos (gene tos). NCBI's taxonomy places the organism in Eukaryota, Metazoa, Arthropoda, Insecta, Lepidoptera, Crambidae. The transcript is spliced from 11 exons. Bases 6 to 2165 code for a protein of 719 amino acids. Gene Ontology annotation, cellular component: nucleus. Gene Ontology annotation, biological process: DNA recombination; mismatch repair. Gene Ontology annotation, molecular function: DNA binding; 5'-3' DNA exonuclease activity; metal ion binding. The record is from RefSeq and is a predicted model, not a curated record.
GAAAUAUGGGUAUUACGGGUCUGAUACCGUUCCUGGAAAAGGCAUCAAGGCGGGCCAAUGUUAGUGAAUUUAGUGGGAGCACCGUAGCUAUAGACUCAUAUUGCUGGCUCCACAAGGGAGCUUUUGCCUGUGCCGAUAAACUAGUUCGGGGAGAAACAACUGAUAUUCAUAUAAGAUAUUGCUUGAAAUAUGUGACAAUGCUCUUAUCCAAGAACAUCAAACCCAUAUUGGUGUUUGAUGGACGCCACUUGCCCGCUAAAGCAAUGACUGAAUCUAAAAGAAGAGAGUCUCGAGACAUAUCUAAGAAAAGAGCUGCUGAAUUACUUAGCCUUGGAAAGAUAGACGAAGCCAGGUCUUACAUGCGGCGCAGUGUGGAUAUAACCCACGCAAUGGCUCUAGCGCUCAUCCAAGAAUGCCGUAAGAGAAAUGUGGACUGCAUAGUAGCCCCCUACGAGGCUGAUGCUCAGUUAGCCUACCUAAAUAUCAAGAAUAUCGCCCAUCUAGUCAUCACUGAGGAUUCUGACUUGAUACUGUUUGGGUGUACAAAGGUGCUAUUCAAAAUGGACUUAGACGGCACUGGUACUCUCGUAGACACAACGAAGCUGCCACUCGUCAUGAAGUGUCCCAUCGAGCACUAUUCCUUCGACAAGUUCCGGCAGAUGUGUAUAAUGUCGGGCUGCGACUACCUCGCGUCGCUACCAGGCAUCGGGCUGGCCAAAGCCAGGCAGUUUGUUACUGCUACACAGGACUCCAACUUUGCUAAUGCGCUUAGAAAACUGCCGAGUUUCUUCAACAAAUCGUCGUUGACGGUCACAGACGAGUACCGGGAGAACUUCCUGAAGGCGGAGGCGACGUUCAAACACCAGUACGUGUACGACCCUUUGGAGAGAAAGAUGGUGCGGCUCACUGAGCCGGAUGACGAAGAUAUUGAAACAGCACUCUGCGUGAACGCAGGCGAACUCUUAGACCCUCACACUGCGUUUCAGUUGGCGCUGGGAAACCUCGACCCUUUCACCCUGAAGAAGAUGGACGACUGGCACCCAGAUACAAGUGUUUUGGACGGUAACAUCAAGACAGCCAGCUGGAAAGAAAAAGGCGUUUCAACUCACCCUAGCAUCUGGAAGCCUGACUUCGCUGCACACUUGGCCGACUGCAGUCCUUGGGCGAAGAAGACGAAGCCAGUGGAAGCGAUCAUAGCAGCCCCACUCACGAGGCCUAGGAAGAAAGUGGUCAGCUUGGUCAGCAAGUAUGUGGCUGAAACGCAGGACGAAAGCCUAACAAUAGAAUCACUAAGCAGUAUGUACUGCAAAGAACCGGCUUCUAAGAAGCUAAAAAUGGACUGUGAUACUCUAGAUAGUGAAACAUUUACGCAGAACACGUCAAGUGACCACGACAUCGCUAUAAUUGAAGACUCUACCCAAGACUUGCCAUCACAGACCCGCAAAUCUCCUAUACUAGAAAAUAAGGACAGAUCAUACAAAAAGAGUCUAAACAGUUACUCAGUAUUGAAAAAACUGAGUAGAUUUCCUCGAACUGUGUUAGGUGAUAACGUCGUAGAAAGUAAGUUCUUUAAUUCUACCUCAACUUCUGAAUCUCCCUCGAAGGACCAAAAAGACUUAUCGCGAACCAGUAUUGUGAUAGAGGAAUCUCCGGAUAAACCGAGCAGGAAUCCAUUUAAAUUAAGAUCUCCGGAAUGCAGCCGGACUCUGUUGAUUGAUACUCAAUGUAUGGAAAUACCAGAUUCACAAUUAGACAGUUCUCAAAAGGAGAAUUCUCCGCAGAAUUCUCCGGUUAAAAGGGAGAGGAGUCCUAUACUUGAGCCGAGCCCUAUAAGCAGGAAUCCGUUUAAGUUGAAAGCUGAGAUGGUGCAAGCAGUGAUGGAGCGACUGACAGAAGACUCUGUGAUAGAUAAUACGUAUCCGCUAGAAGAAUUGGUGACUCCGGUUGACUCACAGGUGUCAUACGGGGAAUCCCCUCCCAAACCCAAGCUGUCCUGGCCGAGCCAAUCGCAGAAAGUCCUCGCAGAGAGAAUGCCGUCAACUGUCAACGGUAUAAAGAAAACCAGCAAGGCUCCCGCUGUGAAGAGGACCAACUCGCUGCCGUCCAACCAGCCCACUUUGCUGAGUAAAUUCGGGUUUCAAAAGAAGGCGGUGAUGAAAAGGUGAUAAAUGAAAAAUUAUGGUAUCUUUUGUUUUUUGUUGACAUAAUUUCUAAUAUGCAUUUGAAAUUGCAUUUACAUAUUCAGUUGUGUUGAUCUGUUGUAAAAUGUGAUUAUGAUAUUGAGUACUUUAUGUUAUGUUAAAGUUUUUACUGUAAGAAUAAAUGAUUAUCUUAACUUAACUA